This is a messenger RNA of Archocentrus centrarchus (flier cichlid), 3681 nucleotides long. RefSeq names its product solute carrier family 6 member 3 (gene slc6a3). The record is from RefSeq and is a predicted model, not a curated record. The coding region runs from base 222 to 2048 and encodes 608 amino acids. Gene Ontology annotation, biological process: sodium ion transmembrane transport; nitrogen compound transport; amino acid transport. Lineage: Eukaryota; Metazoa; Chordata; Actinopteri; Cichliformes; Cichlidae. The transcript has 16 exons. Gene Ontology annotation, cellular component: plasma membrane.
CCCCCCCCCCUUUCUGUUUGUGCUCAUCAUCUUAUGCUCUGAGUCUAACUCACCAAGGAAGGUCUACGUAAAUAUGGUCAGCAUCAGUUUACAGUACGCUGAAGAACAUCAGCACUGGAAUUAAAUCCACAUUGACAUCUGGGGUGCCUUCAGCUAUUCUUUUUUUAAAGACUCAUCAGCUUCACCUUCCAGGAUUUCACAUCCAAACAUUUGGCUCCGUGAUGUCCUCAGUUGUAGCCCCAGAAAAACCCACCUCCAACACGAUGGGUCCAAAAGAGGUAGAGCUGAUACUUGUAAAGGAACAGAAUGGGGUUCAGUUCACCUCGACCACCUUAGUGACUCCAACUCCCACUCAGACUAACCCCAGUGGGGAGGAAGAGAGGGAGACAUGGGGAAAGAAAAUUGACUUCCUCCUAUCCGUGAUCGGAUUUGCAGUGGAUUUGGCGAAUGUCUGGAGAUUCCCUUAUCUCUGCUACAAAAAUGGAGGAGGUGCAUUUCUGGUACCAUACCUGUUUUUCAUGGUGAUAGCAGGCAUGCCUCUCUUCUACAUGGAGCUGGCUCUGGGACAGUACAACAGAGAGGGGGCAGCGGGAGUCUGGAAGAUAUGUCCCAUAUUUAAAGGUGUAGGCUUUACAGUGAUCCUCAUUUCCCUCUAUGUCGGUUUCUACUACAAUGUCAUCAUCUCAUGGGCAAUGUUCUACCUCUUCUCCUCGUUUACUGGCGAGCUUCCCUGGGUACACUGCAACAACACGUGGAACAGUCCGAACUGCUCUGACUGGGCUGAAAACAGCUCAGUCAAUGACACUUACAAAGCCACCCCUGCUCAGGAGUAUUUUGAAAGGGCAGUGCUCCAUAUUCAGGACAGCAAUGGCAUUGAUGACCUGGGUCGUCCACGUUGGCAGCUGACUUCCUGUCUAGCUGUAGUGAUUGUUCUGCUCUACUUCAGUCUCUGGAAGGGAGUCAAGACUUCUGGCAAGGUUGUGUGGAUCACAGCCACCAUGCCCUAUGUGGUCUUGACUGUGCUGCUGCUCCGUGGAGUCACUCUGCCUGGAGCCAUUGAUGGCAUUAAGGCCUACCUCUCUGUGGACUUCCUAAGACUCUGUGACGCCAAGGUCUGGAUUGAGGCAGCAACGCAGAUCUGUUUCUCGCUGGGAGUGGGGUUUGGUGUGCUAAUUGCCUUUUCCAGCUACAACAAAUUCAGCAACAACUGUUACAGGGACGCCAUCAUUACCAGCUCCAUCAACUCUUUAACAAGCUUCUUCUCUGGCUUUGUGGUUUUCUCCUUCCUUGGGUACAUGUCUCAAAAGCACAACGUGGCUCUAGACAAAGUUGCAAGAGAUGGUGCCGGGUUAGUGUUUGUCAUUUACCCUGAAGCCAUUGCAACACUACCUGGGUCAUCAAUUUGGGCAGUUAUCUUCUUCAUCAUGCUGUUGACUCUGGGCAUUGACAGUGCAAUGGGUGGCAUGGAAUCGGUGAUCACCGGGCUAAUUGAUGAAUUCAAAUUCCUCCACAAGCACAGAGAGCUGUUCACCCUCUUUAUUGUUGUUGCCACCUUUCUCAUAUCCCUCUUCUGUGUAACAAAUGGAGGGAUGUAUGUGUUUACUCUCCUGGACCACUUUGCAGCAGGAACAUCUAUUCUGUUUGGAGUGCUUAUUGAAGCCAUUGGCAUAGCGUGGUUCUAUGGCGUGGACCGUUUCAGUGAUGACAUUGAGGAGAUGAUUGGCCAGCGUCCAGGCAUGUACUGGAGGCUGUGCUGGAAAUUUGUCAGUCCCUGCUUCCUCCUGUUCAUGGUUGUGGUGAGCUUUGCCACAUUCAACCCUCCAAACUAUGGCUCCUACAUGUUUCCUGCAUGGGCUAACAUGCUGGGCUGGUGUCUGGCCAUGUCCUCAAUGACCAUGGUGCCUCUCUACGCCAUCUACAAACUGUGCACACUGCCUGGAAAGUUUUGCGAUAGACUGGCUUAUGCCAUCACCCCAGAGACAGAACAUCAUCUGGUAGACAACGGGGAGGUUCGGCAGUUUACCUUGCAUCACUGGUUGGUGGUCUGAGGGCUACAGGGAAAGUGGGAGAGAGAGCGAGAGAAUGACUGUAAGGACACUGGGUGAAUGAAUGCAUGCACAGCAAACAUCUGAAGGACAAAGAAAAGGAGAGCAGUUUAUUUAAAAACAAUGAUAAUGAUGGUGGGAAGUUUAAAAGUGCCAAGAAAAAAACACAUACACACACACACACACACACACACACACACACACACUGAAAUUGUAGUAUUCUUUCACUUUGUGUGAAGCUGUGUAUUGACUCUCUCCACCGUUUAAUUACUGCUAGUGAAUGGGAUUCAGUUAAACAGUUCAUGUGGUGUUCAGCCUGCUACUUCCAUAAAUGCAAACGUCUCAGAAUUGCGACCAUGCUAGUUUUAGCUUGCUUAAAUAUCAGUGUGAGAAAUGUUCUUGGGUUUUCUUGCAUUAGCCGUUCCCAACAGUGACCAGUAAAAACUACAAGAAGAAUGCAGUAUGUUUUUAAUGUGCAUGGAAAAAUGUCAGUGGGAGCUGUUAAUGAUGUUGAGGUGCUACACACAAUAUCACUUUUUAUUUCUGUUGGUUUAUUUCAUUUUUGAUUAGCUAAUAAAGUUCAAAUGUAUGUGGCCUUUAUUUUCAAUAUUUUUAUGUUUUUAUUGUUAUUAUUGUUUUGGAUCAAAAAUCUUCAAGUAUCCGGUGGUCAGAGAGGAAUGAAAGGUUCAGUGCUCAAAGUUUUGCUGAAUCCCAGUCCAUAUUAUGUUGAUGUCACUAUAUACCUGUUUGCUGUUUCUGUUUAAAGACUGUUAUGAUGUUAAGACACUGUCAGAAUUUCCUGCGGGAUACACCAACUUUUGUUUACAACAAAAUAAAUCCACAGGUCUUUCCUUUAGCGGCAAGCCCAACAUUUUAUUAAACUAAAAUGAUGUCAGGGUAAGUAUGAGCUUUAGUUCCAAACCGUCAUUUAUAACAGCUGCCCUGGAGUCAUACUGGCUCAAAACCCAUUCUAAAGUUUCAAAUAACUGUCACUGAUAGAAAAAUGGCAUUAGCCAAGCUGCUGAUUUAAUCAACCAAAGAACACAGCGAGUUCAAAAAUUCAGACAUCACUUCACCAAAUGAGAGUAUUUUGCUGAGGGAUGUUCUUUCUUUUAAACAGUACACAAUGUAUCUAAGAACACUUACUCUCCACGCAUUGUAACAAAUUGUGCCCCCCCCCACCCCCACCCCCCUUCCACAAAGUUUCAGGUUGGGAUUUGGAGACUGACUGUCACAUUUCCUCCAGAAAGCAUAAAGCUUUAAUUUUAUAGUUUACAUUGUCUUAUUCAGUAUCUCAAGACUGUUUAAAAGCUGCUUUUUUUUUUUUUUUUGGUAACUGCAAAUAAAUAGUGUGUAAUGUAAUAAAUUAAUAUAUCUGUGUAAGUAAAUGUAAUGUAGAGAGCCUUGUAUUGUACUGUAUGAUAUUAAACAACUAACUGCAAACACAUAAACACACAUAUAUCCAUUUAAGAUUUACAUAAAUUUUUUUUCCCUCUUGCAAACUCUUUUUGUUUAAUCAGAAAACAAGCAGUCCUUCCCAAACAGGUCAAUAACAACUUAUUAUUAUUCCUUAUGGUACAUGUAACACUAAAAGGAUUAUGUCCCAAAUUGUAUGCCUGUGUUGCUGUACUGUGCC